Acanthoscelides obtectus is the source of this 348-nucleotide messenger RNA. The record is from the annotation of a GenBank genome assembly. Lineage: Eukaryota; Metazoa; Arthropoda; Insecta; Coleoptera; Chrysomelidae.
AUGUGGAGUCUGGAUCCGAUUUCAAGUAUUUUCACUGCAGAAUGUUAUGCCAUCUGGCAGGCACUUCUAUUCUUUGCAUUGUCAUCUAGCUUAGCGUGUUCGAUAGUAUCAGACUCUCUGAGUGUGAUCAGCUCCAUAGGAAAUAACUUCACCAAGGAUGAAAGAAUAAGUCGAAUCUUGAACUUAACCAGCUCACUAGAAAAUGACCAUAAAAAAGUCCGUUUCAUAUGGGUACCUAGUCAUGUGAAUAUUAUCGGCAAUGAAUUGGCUGAUGCAGCGGCAAAGCAAGCAGCCACCAUGGCACCGGAUGAAGGCAUUCCUACUCCGCUAUCUGACUAUGUUGGCUAA